CCCGGCCCCGGCGGGAGCCUGGAGCGGGCGGCGGCACGGGCGGGACGCUCCGGGGCCGUGGGGAAGAGGCAGGAGAACCCAGUGAGACCCAGGACAGAGCUUCCACCUUCCCUGCAGCCUCCCUUGGCCUCUGGCAGCUGCCUGUGAGCUAAUGUGCAGAAACUCCUCUGGAUCCCUGGUGAUGCCGUGUCCCCUCACCCACAGGUCGUGUCCCCACAGUGCUGAUGUGACACCCACCACUGCCUGCUCGUUGCCAGGGCUAUGGGGAAACUGCAGAGUAAAAUCAGCUUCCACACCACCAAAUACAGGGCCGAUGGCUCCGUGGGACAGACGGGACCCGCUGGUGCCCCCCAGCAGCACAGCCCUGCUCACACGGACGCUGUCACCUCUGUGGCUGCUCUCAGACCAGACCUGUGUGUGUCAGGAGGAAGGGAUAAGAGCGUGGCCGUGUCCAGCUGGAGGUCUGGGGCUGCCCUGCGCCGCUUCAUCGGCCACGAGCGCGAGGUCACCAAGGUCACCUCAGCCCUUGACUCCAACAGAGUCUUCAGCGCAUCCCGGGACAAGACAGUGAUGAUGUGGGAGCUUCACGGGGCUUCGGAGCCAAGCCAGCACUUCCCAGGACAUGACCUGGUUGUUACUGGACUGGCUGUGAGCCCAGACGCCUCCCAGCUGUGCACAGGCUCUCGGGACAACACCGUGUGCAAGUGGGACACCGAGACCGGGGAGUGUCUGGGCAGAGCUGCAAUCUCCAGGAAUCUGGUCACACACCUGUGCUGGGUUCCUGGGGAGCCUUAUGUCAUCCAGACCUCAGAGGAUAAAACCACCAGGGUGUGGGACAGCCGGGAGCUGCAGGUGGCACACACGUUCCCAGCCAAGCAGCACAUCCAGACGUGCUGUGACGUGAGCCAGGACGGGCGGUACUGCCUCAGCAGCAGCAGCGGCUGCGCCGGCCACGGCGCCGAGGCCACCCUCUGGGACCUGAGGCAGACCAGGGGCCGAGUGUGUGAGUACAAAGGGCAUUUUCAGACCACCACCUCGUGUGUUUUCCUGCCCCGGGGCCCAGCGCUCGCCCCCAGCAUUGCCACAUCCUCCAGCGACAGCACAGUGAAGGUCUGGGACCAAGACACUGCAGCCUGCCUGGCCACGCUGCGCCUCGAGGGCUCGGGCCCACUGGCCUCGCUGGCCGCCUGCGACAGCUCCACCCUGCUCUGUGCCAGCUCCAACUCCGGCAUCCACGUGCUCCGCGUCAGCGGCGGCGCAGAGCCGGCCCUGGAGGAGGUGGCAGCGUUCUGAGCACUGGAACCUCCUGUCCGAGACUGUCCCAGGAGGGGACGUGACCCCCAAGAGCUCCCCGACCAUGGGCAGCAGGGACUCCGUGCCUGUGGAGUGGGGAUGUGUGAGCAGGAGCUGGGGGAGUUGCUGGUUGGUUUGGGGGUGGCAGGGAGGCACCAGGGCUGUCCAGAAGAGCCAAACCCUGGGAGCCUUCAGGCCAAGCUCUUGCUCCUGACUGAGCCUCCUGCAUUUUCCUUACAAAGCCUCCUUGCAGAGCCAGAGGCAGGGGAUGGCCAGAGGGAGGAGAUGAGAUGCCAGGACCAAGGAACCUGAGCAUCAGGCUGAGCACACACAGCCAGACCUGGGCUUGGACCAGAGACUGCAUUAAAUAAUUCUGUUAGUU
Molecule: messenger RNA, 1675 nt
Organism: Corvus hawaiiensis (hawaiian crow)
Lineage: Eukaryota; Metazoa; Chordata; Aves; Passeriformes; Corvidae
Gene: WDR31
Product: WD repeat domain 31
Exons: 11
Coding region: 262-1293 (343 amino acids)
Molecular function (GO): protein binding
Source: RefSeq, a predicted model, not a curated record